AUGCUCAGUCUAUUAAUGGUUUUUUUGAAAAUCUUGCAAUCAUUUUCAUGUUCGAAUACCUGUAAAUAUUGCAAAAUACUUAAUGAAGCUUGAAUUUAGUAUUAUCUAAUCAGCAAUCCUUGCAGUGGUAUGACUUGCUCUUUGAAUUCUACUAAUUGCGAUCCAAAAUGCAAAUCAUGCGAUCCUACUUCAGAAACUUGCUCAAAUUUGUUUACAGCCUGCUCAAGAGACAAAGUAAAAACAAAUUAGUCUAUAUGUGGCUAUCCGAUUAAUUACUAUACAGUAGUAGGGAAUAUUUUAAGCUCAGCAGAAAUUUCCUCUGGAACAAUAUGCUAUUGAAUUAUAGAUGGACACUCCUAUUAUGACUCUUAUGGCUAUGACACUUUAUCAUUUUCCUACAUGUUUAUGGGAGUAUGUAAACUUUAUAUAGAA
Molecule: messenger RNA, 432 nt
Organism: Blepharisma stoltei
Lineage: Eukaryota; Ciliophora; Heterotrichea; Heterotrichida; Blepharismidae
Source: the annotation of a GenBank genome assembly